Messenger RNA from Lecanosticta acicola, 807 nucleotides. NCBI's taxonomy places the organism in Eukaryota, Fungi, Ascomycota, Dothideomycetes, Mycosphaerellales, Mycosphaerellaceae. The record is from the annotation of a GenBank genome assembly.
AUGGCGCCCGUCGAGUUACAGAUCAUGAGCGAUCUGCAUUUGGAGACCCACCCUUCGUACGAUUUCAAUUUUCCUCGAGCAGCACCAUACCUUGCCCUCCUCGGCGACAUUGGUCACGUCGAGAAAGAAGGCUUGCUCAACUUUCUUGAACGACAACUUAGCCGAUACCUUGUCGUUUUCUUCCUCUUCGGAAACCAUGAGCCAUACCAUCUGAGCAUGGAGUUUGCUAAGAGCCGAGUUAAAGCCUUUACCCUCAAGAUGGACAAGAAGAAAAACAAGUCUCCCUCUACCGGCCGUUUCGUCUUCCUUGACCAGACCAGAUACGAUGUCGACGACGAAACGACGGUGCUUGGAUGUACUCUUCACUCAAGAGUCACCGCGGAGCAGGCUCGUGCCGUAUCUUCUCGACUGGUCGAUUUUCGGGAUAUUCUGCAUUGGGAUGUUUCUGAGCACGUGGAUGCUCAUCUAGAAGAUGUCGCAUGGCUCAACAAAGAGGUAGCCGAAAUUUCAAGCAACGAGCCCGGCCGGAGGAUCUUGAUACUUACGCACCACAGCCCUUGCGUUGACACUCGAGCCAACAAUCCGAAGUAUCAGACCAGUGAAGUGAGCUCGGGAUUUGUGACGGACUUGAGCGCUGAGGAGUGUUGGCAGAAUCGAUCAGUAGCGUUGUGGGCCUUCGGCCAUACCCACUUCAACUGCGAUUUCUGUGAGGAGGGAGGGAAGAGAGUGGUCGCGAAUCAGAGGGGCUAUUUCAUGUUCCCGCAACGUACGUUUGAAGCAGGCAAGGUUUUCAAUUUGGUAGAGUAG